This is a messenger RNA of Tuber melanosporum (Perigord truffle), 1416 nucleotides long. RefSeq lists its product as uncharacterized. The transcript has 4 exons. Gene Ontology annotation, molecular function: mannosyltransferase activity. NCBI's taxonomy places the organism in Eukaryota, Fungi, Ascomycota, Pezizomycetes, Pezizales, Tuberaceae. Gene Ontology annotation, cellular component: endoplasmic reticulum. The coding region runs from base 55 to 1416 and encodes 453 amino acids. The record is from RefSeq and is a predicted model, not a curated record.
CUCAACCCUUUCUCCCCCGGAAGAAAAAAAAAAACAUCGUGCGAAGUGGGAAACAUGAUGGAUUCUCUCGAGUUUUGGGGAACUCCUCUACUUUUUGUUUCGCUUUCGUUUUCCUUGCUCUUGCUGUGCUUACCGAGUAGGCAUGUUCCACCUGGGAGGGGCGAGAAGCCACGAAUUGUGGUUUUAGUACUUGGGGAUAUUGGACGGAGUCCUCGUAUGCAAUAUCAUGCUUUAUCAAUUGCGCGGAAAGGUGGAUUGGUGGAAUUGGUUGGAUACGACGAAUCCGCUCCGAGACCUGAGCUCACGGAUAAUCCGAAUAUCAAAAUGUGCCCGUUGCCCCCGCCUCCAGGCUUCCUCAGAACCGAUACCCCAAUUCGAUUCAUUUUGUUUGCUCCUUUGAAGGCACUUUUCCAGCUUACGUCUAUGCUCUACUUGCUCUGCUACAUCAUCCCACCAUCGACUGGAUACAUUCUGCUCCAGAACCCACCGGCGAUACCUACGCUAGCUGUAACAAAACUUGUCGGAGCUCUACGGGGGAUGAAAACUGUUAUUGACUGGCAUAACUUUGGUUGGAGCGUCUUACAGCUCAAACUCAAGGAGCACCCGAUAGUCUACUUUUGCAAAAUUUAUGAGAUGUUUAUCGGAAGGGGCGCGUAUGCAAACUUUACGGUAACAGACCGUAUGGGCCUGACUUUGAAGAACGAUUGGGGAGUCAAAACCCCCAUCAAAACCCUGUACGAUAGACCACCAACCCACUUCACCCCACUCUCACCCGAAGAGCGCAAUAAAUUCCUAGAAUCACACCCGGCAACUGCCCGCCAUGCAUCUGCAAUAGCCUCGGGCUCAACCCGCCUCUUAAUCUCCAGCACCUCCUGGACUCCAGACGAAGACUUUAGUCACCUCCUUGGGGCUCUACUGAUUUACGACCGAUGGGCGUCCGGCGUCAAUUUCCUAAAGCCCGGAUCUGCGCCUUCAAUCCUUGCGGUCAUCACUGGAAAGGGACAACUUCGUGACCAGUAUAUGGCUCGUGUAGAGACACUUGAAUUCCAGCACGUUACCAUUGAGAGUGUAUGGCUUGAAUCUGAAGAUUAUCCUAAGAUGGUUGGAUGUGCGGACUUGGGCGUUAGUUUGCACACCAGCACGUCUGGGGUGGAUCUUCCGAUGAAGGUGGUCGACUUGUUUGGCGUGGGGGUUCCCGUCGCAGCAUUUGAAUACUUGGCUAUUAGUGAGCUUGUGAAGGAUAGGGUUAAUGGAAUUGUGUUCAAGACCGGGGAGGAGUUGGGUAAUGCACUUGUUAAUUUGUUCAAUCCUGCGUCGCAACAGUUGAAGAAGUUGAGGGAGGGGGCUCUGGCGGAGACUGAGAAUCGCUGGGAUGAGAAUUGGGAUAAAGUUGCCGCGCCGGUGUUUGGGCUUUGA